AGCAGAGUAAGGGACGUGGCGAGAUUGGAUUGUAUUGAAUAAAAUUGAUAAACUGUUCACUUAAUUGAUUAGAAAAUGCUUGCAGAGGAAGUUGACGAAUAAGUAAAGAGCCUCAAAAAUCCUUCGAGUAUUGUGAGUUACCCAAUCUUCCCCUCCUGCAAUUAACCAAGCGAAAAUCCCUUUUAUCCACCAGCAUGAAUCCUCCUAAACCCGUCUGUUUUACCAAAGCCCAACGCGAACACCUUUCGCUCCAGCGCCGCCUCGAAGACCUCCGCCGUUCUAAUGACACCGCCAACAACACCUCUUAUUCCCAUUCUGCUAAGCCCUCCUCCGACUCCUACGACUUCCGCGACCGCGAACGGCAGCGGGAGUGGGAUCGCGAAUCCGACCGGAGGAACCGUGAACGUGAGAGGGAGGAGGAAGCCAAGGCUCGAGAGCGGGCGCGGUUGGAUAAGCUAGCUGAGAGGGAAAGGGAAAAGGAAUUGGAUAAGCUAGCUGCCAUUAAGAAGCAGUACCUCAGAUCCAAAAAGCCUAAAAAGAGGGUUAUUAAACCUAGCGAGAAAUUUAGGUUUUCUUUCGAUUGGGAGAACACCGAAGGUACUUCCAGAGACUUGAAUUCUUUGUACAAAAACCCUCACGAGGCACAGCUUUUGUUUGACCGAUGGUUUAGGGCUGGAAUGGAUCGCAGGGACCAGAAAAAGCUGGCCGCCAAAAAUGAGGAGAUGAGAGAAGAGAUUAGGAAAAAAGAAGGGGUUAAAGAGAAGCCAGAGGAAGCCGCGGUGCAGAGGUUAAAAGAAGCUGCAGCUAAUACUUACGAUACAUUCGAUAUGAGAGUUGAUAAGCAUUGGUCUGAAAAGAAGCUUGAAGAAAUGACUGAACGUGACUGGAGGUUUUCUAGGGAAGAUUUCAACAUUUCCCAUGAAGGGUCGAAGAUUCCACGGCCAAUGAGGAGUUGGAGUGAGAGUAAAUUGACUUCCGAGUUGUUGAAAGGUGCGGAGAGAGUUGGGUAUAAGAAGCCUUCCCCGUUACAGCUUGCUGCGAUUCUUCUAGGAUUGCAGCAAAGGGAUGUGAUUGGGAUCGCUGAGACAGGAUUAGGUAAGACUGCUGCUUUUGUUUGGCCAAUGCUUUCUUAUAUUUCUAGAUUACCGCCUAGUGAAGAGAAUGAAGCUGAGGGGCCAUACACUGUUGUUAUGGCCCCAACUCGUGAACUUGCUCAACAAAUUGAAGAUGAAACUAUGAAGUUUGCGCAUUAUUUGGGUAUUAAGGUCGUUCCUAUUGUUGGUGAUCAGUCAGUAGAGGAACAACGGUUUAGGAUUAGACAAGGGUGUGAGGUUGUUAUUGCUAUGCCUGGUCAUUUGCUGGAUUGUUUAGAGAGGCGGUAUGCUGUCUUGAAUCAGUGUAAUUAUGUGGUUCUUGAUGAGGCUGAUAGGAUGAUAGAUACGGGUUUUGAACCCCAAGUUGUGGGUGUAUUGGAUGCUAUGCCGUCUAGUAAUUUGAAACCAGAGAAUGAAGAUGAGGAGCUAGAUGAAAAAAGGAUAUAUAGGACUACUUAUAUGUUUAGUGCUACAAUGCCUCCAGCUGUGGAGCGCCUAGCUAGGAAGUAUUUGAGGAAUCCUGCUGUGGUCACUAUUGGUACUGCUGGAAAGGCUACUGAUUUAAUUUCUGAACAUGUUAUAAUAAUGAAGGAAUCAGAGAAGUUUCCAAGAUUGCAGAAAUUGCUUGAUGAUCUUGGGGACAAGACAGCAAUCGUGUUUGUCAAUACUAAGAAGAAUGCUGAUACUAUUUCUAAGAAUCUGGAUAAGGCUGGUUAUAAGGUAACAACUUUGCAAGGUGGAAGAUCGCAGGAGCAGAGGGAAAUUAGCCUUGACGGUUUUAGGGCCAAGAGAUUCAAUGUUCUUGUUGCUACAGAUGUUGCAGGGCAUGGGAUUGAUAUUCCUGAUGUGGCUAACGUCAUUAACUAUGAUAUGGCGAAUAGUAUUGAAAUGUACACACAUCAUAUUGGAAGAACAGAACAUGCAGGCAAAAUUGGUCUGGCCACAACAUUUUUGACUCUCCAUGACACUGAUGUCUUCUUUGAUCUUAAGCAGAUGCUUGUUCAAAGUGGCAGCCCUGUCCCUCCUGAGCUGGCAAAGCAUGAAGUUUCUAAGUUUAAACCAGGAACAAUUCCUGAUAGACCUCCUAGACGCAAUGACACUGUUUUUGCUCAUUGAGAGUUUUUAUUGACAUGUGAAAUUCAAGUCCCCAAUUUGCUUAGAUGUAGUAUGGUAUUGUAGUUGCCAAUAUAUUGAUCAUUGCUGCUCACAAGUAAUUGCACUGGCAUUCCAAUUGUAAAAUUUGAACUUGGUAUUUGUCAACUUUACUUUAUAGUGCUGCAGCAGUACUUGGUAAUAGGAAGAUGUUGAACUUUUUGAAAUA
This is a messenger RNA of Gossypium raimondii (Peruvian cotton), 2415 nucleotides long. RefSeq names its product DEAD-box ATP-dependent RNA helicase 21. Gene Ontology annotation, molecular function: RNA binding; ATP binding; RNA helicase activity. The record is from RefSeq and is a predicted model, not a curated record. Gene Ontology annotation, cellular component: catalytic step 2 spliceosome. Gene Ontology annotation, biological process: mRNA splicing, via spliceosome. NCBI's taxonomy places the organism in Eukaryota, Viridiplantae, Streptophyta, Magnoliopsida, Malvales, Malvaceae.